AUGCCACCACCCCCGAAGCAACGGAAGAUUGCCAUUGUCGGCAGCAGAUCAGUGGGAAAAUCCUCUCUUACUGUCCGGUUCGUCGAUGGCGUGUUCGUCGAGAGCUAUUACCCCACGAUCGAGAAUACAUUCAGCAGCACCAUCAAAUACAAGGGCCAGGAUUUCGCCACGGAGAUCGUGGACACUGCUGGCCAGGACGAAUACAGUAUCCUGAAUUCGAAGCAUUUUAUUGGCAUUCAUGGCUAUAUCAUUGUUUACUCAGUCGCGUCGCGCCCUUCCUUCGACAUGGUUAAAGUAAUUCGGGACAAAAUCCUUAACCAUCUGGGAGCGGACUGGGUACCUCUAGUGAUUGUCGGAAACAAAAGCGAUCUCAGACCAGACGUGCGACAGGUUACCGAAGAAGAAGGAAAGAAACUAGGAGAGGAAUUUAACUGUGCCUGGACCGAGGCAAGCGCCCGGCUAGAUGAAAACGUCUCCAAAGCUUUUGAUCUGAUGAUUGCUGAAGUCGAGAAGUCGCAGAACCCGACCGAACCUGACCGGGGGAACAGCAAAUGCACCAUUAUGUAA
Molecule: messenger RNA, 567 nt
Organism: Paracoccidioides brasiliensis Pb18
Exons: 3
Coding region: 1-567 (188 amino acids)
Biological process (GO): small GTPase-mediated signal transduction
Cellular component (GO): plasma membrane
Molecular function (GO): GDP binding; GTPase activity; GTP binding
Source: RefSeq, a predicted model, not a curated record